GGAACGCUGAACUAUUUCAAUUUGAUUUGACAAAACGUGAUAAUUAAUAAUUGUUUUCGUAAAUUUCUCAUUUCCGCUUCGCCCACGCCCCAGAGGCGUGUGGCAGGGGCAGCGGUAGGGGGCAACACUUGUUAGUCGCUGACAGGCGGCACCGGCGCAUCCAAUGCGAUGGGGAAAUUCAUUUUUCACUUUUCAUCAAACGCGCACAACGCUCGUUCCAAACGGCACAACAAACGGUUCGCGACUGCCACGGCCAGAAUGCUGCUGCCGCUGCCUCUGCCGCCGCUGCCUUGCCUCGGCGGUGUCUGUCUGAGAAAAUGUGUCGCUCUCGACGUCGAUCAGCGACCAAAUGGAAACGGCUUCUCCGAAUGAAAUCUCAAUUGUUGCACAAAUAAAUUCAGCAAGUGACCCAUAAACAUGCCACCGAUCAGCAGCACAAAAAGAGGAGAACAUAUUCGGCUUUCAAAACGAAAUUGACGCCAGCUGUGGGGUGCACAAGAGCAGAUAUGAAGCUUAGAAGAUCUUAAAAUAAUUAAAAAGACUCAAGGAUUGGUUCAUGCUAUAGGAUGGGAAAGAAAAAUAAGAGACAAACUGCAAAACUUUCAUUAAUUUACUUUUGAGCAGUAAAGUGAAUGAAUGUCCAUCAUAUCAAUCGCCUCAAAGACAGCUGUCAUCUGAUUAAGUUUACACGAGAGAGAGACCCUUUAGAGCUAUUGGAAAACCAUUUUCUGAUACCAAAUUCAGUUCAUUCUUUAAUCCAACCGCUGUAGGAAUCAAACAGGAUAUCGCUGCAAUGUUUGGCAAAAUAAAAGUAGUGCUGAUACUGCUCCUAGCUCAGGCAGUGUCUGAGGAAACCGAGCAGCCCCAGAUGACAUUCCUCACCAAACUCAUCCAACGUAUCCACAAAGAAGUACCGAUUCGGACCUUACUCAUGCUGCAGCACCACCAAGACAAGGACUGCUCGAUUCAGGAUUGGAAUCCUGAUGGUAUUCCCAUCCUACGAGCCAACGAGCUGAUAGAAAUAGACAUGAGGAAGCACUUCAAUCAGAAGUCGGUGGCAUUGGUCUGCCUAGAGGAACCCUCCCACCUGAGUCUGCUCCUAGAUGCUCUGGUCAAGUCAUUCGAUCAUUUGCGGUAUGUGCGAAUCCUACUGUGGACGCAAGGGAAUCCAACAGAGGAGUUUCUCAAACAGAUCUCCGACAAGGCCGAGGAGCAUAAGUUUCUUCAUAUGAUCGUUCUGGGACUUCAUCAAAGGGGGGAAACGAUGCAUCGAUUGAAACCAUUUCCCAGUCCCCGCUUUGAGAGGAUCGAGAAUGUUUCGUGCAUAAAGGGAUCCGUUUUCGACCGGCCUACACUCAACUUCCAAGGAAGAACGGCGACCGUGCUGCAAAACCUGAAUAUUCCCUUUACCAUCAAGAAUGCACCGGCUGUCGAUUUUCCCAUCAAGCGGAUCGAGGACAUGCAGAUCGUUGAGUUUGCCAUGAAAUACAAUUUGACUCUGACAAGGGCUCAGAAAAAGGACUCCGAUGUGACUGAUCCGUACGUCGAUAUUGAGUUGAGUCCGCACUUUGUUUCAAAGAGCGACCUUCUCCAGCGAGUUGAAUCUGUGAAUGCCUUUACUUUAUCCUCGCUGAUGGUUGUAGUGCCCUGCGGCAAGGAGAGAAGCAUUGCAAAGGUCUAUCGUCUGCUGGACUUGAGGACUUGGUUCCUCUACAUCCUAUCCGUCUAUGCCACGUUCGUGGUGGCGGAGAGCGUCAUUUUGGUAGCAACCCAUCGCAUCUUAGGCCGUUCCUAUCGUCUCACCAACCUGAAUCCCUGUGUGAAUAUGCGCGCCUUCAGGGCCAUCCUGGGACUCCCUUUUCCCAUUGGCCCCAGACUGACCGUCUCACUGCGCCUGCUCUUCCUGGCCAUGAGCUUGUUCGGAAUGAUCUUCAGCAACUUCUUCAGCUGUAAGCUGAGCUCCCUGCUGACCAAGCUUCCACUGCAACCUCAGGUGGAGAGCUUCGAGCAAUUGCGGACGAGUGGUCUGACCGUAAUUGGCUUAUCCACCAUACAAUCCUUCAUCGAGCACGAGAUCGAUGAAGAGUUCACCAGGCGGUAUUUAUCCAAUGUGAAGUUUCUGGACACUCUAAAGUACGCUGACGCACUGAUCGCAGGGAACACAAGUUUCGCCUUUAUAGUUGUUAGAGACACCUGGAAAGGAUUCGAAAGGUUUCAGCAGAUAAUUGGAAGGAAGAUUUUCUGCGAGUCACAAAACCUAUCCAUCAUAGAGAACCUACCGAAGAUGUACAAAAUGCAGAAGGGUUCCAUAUAUAAGUGGCAUCUGACCAAAUUCUUUAUGACGUUCUUCGAGUCCGGAAUCCCCUCUUAUUGGAAAAACACUUUUCAUUAUAAUAUCCGAGAACGACUCAAUGUCACUAUUCCACGGAAUCUUAAGCCAGAAUUCGUUCCUUUGUCGUUGCAUCACCUAAAAUGGCUGGGUUGGGUUCUUGCCUGUGGCUACGGCUUGGCCACUGUGGUCUUUCUUGUGGAAGUCUAUAUGGGAAAUCGGAAGAGAAAAGUGGAGAGCAAAGUACCUGCUCCUCUAGGAAACCAGGAGAUCGACGCGGUCUAA
Drosophila pseudoobscura is the source of this 2614-nucleotide messenger RNA. RefSeq lists its product as uncharacterized. Bases 794 to 2614 code for a protein of 606 amino acids. The transcript has a single exon. The record is from RefSeq and is a predicted model, not a curated record. Lineage: Eukaryota; Metazoa; Arthropoda; Insecta; Diptera; Drosophilidae.